Messenger RNA from Neoarthrinium moseri, 2955 nucleotides. RefSeq lists its product as uncharacterized. NCBI's taxonomy places the organism in Eukaryota, Fungi, Ascomycota, Sordariomycetes, Amphisphaeriales, Apiosporaceae. The transcript is spliced from 2 exons. The record is from RefSeq and is a predicted model, not a curated record. Gene Ontology annotation, molecular function: RNA polymerase II cis-regulatory region sequence-specific DNA binding; DNA-binding transcription factor activity, RNA polymerase II-specific; zinc ion binding. Gene Ontology annotation, biological process: DNA-templated transcription; regulation of transcription by RNA polymerase II. Gene Ontology annotation, cellular component: chromatin. The coding region runs from base 1 to 2955 and encodes 984 amino acids.
AUGGACGGCUCCCACUACCCCUCUAAUGUCAUAGGCACAUCGGCACCUAGCUAUCCGUCGCCAGCAGCAAUCUCACCUCAUCAACUCCAGAACGGUCACCUGCCUCCUCACACUCUGCCGCCUCUACAGCCCCAGAAUCCGGCCAUGCAGUCCAUCUACGGUAGUCACCCUCACACCCCUCGCACCCCGGGCACUUCGGGUCCUCCCACCCCGACCAACAACAUGAGCAGCUAUCCUCCUCCCCCCCAGAAUAACAAUCGGGGUGGAUACCAGCAGAUGAUGCCCAACCCUUACCCGCAGUCGCACCAGGGCUAUGGUACUUCGGCUUCCAUGAUGCCGCAGUCCUCGGUUGCACAGUCCCACCCGCAGCCUAUUGCGCCGGCGCCGGCAACCCGCCCGCCCGUCCUGCGCCCCAUGCCGGCCGGUGGGGUCAUGCCCCAGUCCGGCCUGUCCUCGCCCUACGGACAGAGCCCCCUCAUGCCGCACCAGCAGUCCAUCCUGCAGCAGGAGGCUGAUCAGCCAACUCACGUCGUUGGCUCCCAGGGUCGCCGCGGCAUCCUUCCGAGCGCUCCUGGCCGGCCUGCCGCCCCGACUGGCCCCGGCGCCGGCAAGAGCACUGUGAUCCCCCAGAAGGAUGCGGACGGCAAAUUCCCCUGCCCCCACUGCACCAAGACCUACCUCCACGCAAAGCAUCUCAAGCGCCAUCUCCUUCGCCACACCGGUGACCGCCCAUACAUGUGCGUGUUGUGCCGGGAUACGUUUUCUCGUAGUGAUAUCCUCAAGCGACACUUCCAGAAGUGCUCGAUUCGACGAGGCAAUCCUACUGGGGCGAGCCAUCUGUCUCACCCUUCUGCUCACGUUAAGAAGCACCAGGCUGCCCAGGCCAAGGCCGCGGCCGACGGUGAACUGAACCAGAUCAACGGCAUGAACAGCAUGCAAGGCAACGGCAUGCAAGGCGACAACGUCGUGCACCCCUUCGGCAUGGUCCCCAUGUCUGACGGUAUGCCCAACAUGAGCAACGACCAGAGCCAGCUGUCGCGAUCCAGCAGCAUCAGCCGCAUGGAUGACAACAACCGCGACCGACGAAGCAUGACUGGCGGAGGCUCGGUCUAUGGUAAUGAUGUUCAGAGCUCCAUGGCUUCCAACAUCAACCCUCAGUUGGCCAACUACAACAUGCCCCAGAGCCAGAACGGCAUGCAGAUGUUCGCUGGGUCGAAUUCAAACCAACAGAACCUUGAUUGGUCCAUGUUCCAGGCUGGUGCGCAAGAUACCUACAACGCAAACUCAUUUCAACCUCCUAAUCUUGGGCAGACGCAGGUCGGAACGAAACCAGAACAUCAUAAUCUCGACGCCGCGAGAGCCGCCGUGAACGACAUGAACGACCGAUCGCUUUUCUUUUCCAAUUGGAUCACCACACCCACGAUUCAAGAUCCGUACCAGUAUAUUUCGAACCAGAUACAUACCUUCUUCCACCCUCCUGGGACCGUCAUCACCAACCAAACGGCUGGUGUCACCGCCUUCUUUUCGCCAACCAAUAUCAAAGACUUCCUCGAGCAUUAUAGUCACUACCAUUGUCACUUUGCAUUCCUGCAUAUUCCAACUUUCCGCAUUUUGGAGGCUUACACUGGCCUUCUCGCCAGUAUGUGCUGUGCUGGGGCGUGCUACUCAAGUCGCGCGUCACCCGAACAGGUUCGCGAGUCCAUGAAUUUCUUGAAGAUAGCCCUCGAGCGCGACUCCAAUCUGUUUUCCGGUAGCGCCAUGUCCGACACCAAACCCAGCGCAGAUACCUCAAGCGCUGCCAAGGGAGAGAUAGAGAAAUUGCAGGCUCUCGUGCUCAUGUCACAGCUCCUGGUCUGGAAUGGGACGCCAAUGCAGCGCGACAGUGCCAGGCGCCUAUUUCCCCAGGUUGCCGACAUUGCCCGCAAGCUCGGUCUUUUGCAAGUGUCUUCUUCGCCAGACUUGUACAGUGUUCUGCAUCAGCCGAAUCUCGCACUUUCAAGUGUCACUCCCGACAACUUUGACUGGCAUGUCUGGAUUCGCCAGGAAAGCCGUAUCAGGCUAAUGUACAUGCUGUAUCUGUCCGACGUCGCGUAUGGGCUUUACUUCAACUUGGACGCACAAUUCAGCAAUUCGGAGAUGCACAUCCCUUUGCCCUCCGACGAUGCUGCUUGGGAGGCAUCUACGUCAACUGAGUGUGCAGAAGCCCUUCAUCUAUACGGAUCUGAAGCUGCAAGACUACGGAACCCAGACGGGUCCCAGCGAAGCAAACAACCGGAGCUCAACUUGGCCAUGCGGGCACUAUAUCAUGAGUCUUACCAGAUUCACCCUGGCAGCACAAAUCUUUACGGAAAGUUCAUUCUCAUCCAUGCAUUGUUGGCCCAGAUUCGCCGUGCGCAGCUAGAAGGCAGCUCAGUCAACAUUAGCCGGUCGGCCACGCCCCUAUCGCAAAGUGAUUGGGCCUACAAAAUGGAAGCGAAUGUCAAUGGUAGUGCAAACAACAGCGGGCGAGCGACUCCUGUUCCCGGUCAGCCGCCGCUCAUCUCCUCACAAGUCUACAAGUCCAUCUGCGUUGCCCUCGACAAAUUCAAAUCCAACUGGGAUAUGGACAUGGCGAUUCAGUUCCCGCCUACCUUCUCAAACUCAAGGCGCUACGGCUUUUCACGCGACGGCAUCCACUUCUAUUACCUCGCCAAGUGGUUGUUGAAAUCAACUGACGCGAACGACCUGCGCGCGUCUGCCGAUCGUCGGUUUGCGCAAGUCAUUCAGUUCCUCAAGAACGUGAAGACUUGGGUUCUGGAAGAUGGCGCCAAACGUGGCGAGGAACUGGGGUCCGUAGGCGAGAUUGACCAUGCAUACGGCGUUACGGACCUGACACUCAACAUGGCCGAUUUGUUCAAGCCCCUCCCCCAGGUUGUUCAGUCACCUCACAUGCCUACAAUCAAGACGGAUAUCUGA